Molecule: messenger RNA, 3162 nt
Organism: Rhopilema esculentum
Lineage: Eukaryota; Metazoa; Cnidaria; Scyphozoa; Rhizostomeae; Rhizostomatidae
Source: RefSeq, a predicted model, not a curated record
GCAUUAACAAGGAAAAACAUUCUUUAACAAGAAUUGUCUUUGUUUUGAUUCAUUUAUUCCAUCGGAAAAGUGGUUUAUGCAAGCAAGACGCUGCUUAACCCAAAGAUGUAAACAUAAUAAUAAUUGUUAUACGAAGCGUUAAAGCUCCUAUUCUCUCGCCUCUGCAGUCACUGUUGGAGUAUUCUAAUCCGAAUAUCCUUUUAUUUCCUUGCCAUAAGUCAAAAGACAUCAGCUGCGUUCACGUUUGUGAGCCUACCAACAAUGUGAGUUCGUUUAUUGAGCAAAAUGACUGUGAGACAGGCACUUAUUUCACUCGUUCUUGUUUAUUCGCUGGUCGAACAUUCCAUUUGCCAACGAGUUAACCUUUCCGAAGAGGGAAAACCAGCGCCUCCGUUAACACAAAAACCAAAUUCUGGCAAUAGCAGCUCUACACUCAACCAAGAUGGAGCAUCUCCACCGAAAGAGGCUGAACAGGAAGACGAGGCUCUUGAUUACUACAGGGUCAUUCCGGCCAGCGGCACCAUCUUGAUAUUCCUUGGAGGUAGCCUCUCCAUAUUCAUUUACGAGAGAAACAAAGAAUUAGCGAAAAAGCGCAAAGAGAGCGAUGAUAUUGACGAAUCUGAAGACGACGAAAUGAGUGCAGCUUGGCUGUCGACGGUUGCGAAGAGAAAUCGUCGUAAAAACAAUGUUUUUGAUAAAGUUAGAAGAAUGUCAAUUGCGAUAAAAUCUCAAGAGCCACAUCGAGAUUUGGAAAAAGAGAGAAAGUACAAAAUAUAUGAUGAAAUGCUUGAGAAAUACCGUGAAACGUUGCGAGUGUUGAGACGCGGAGCAAAGCCUGCAUUAGCUACUGAUGAGCGACCCGCUGCAAGACUUCGAAGACUGGCUGAGCUACAUAAGCAACGAACAACGGAUACACAAAUGAGUGAAGACAGAAUGGAAGGAAGCUCAAAGGAUGAUUCCUCUGUCACUCAAGGAGAUCAAUAUACAUUAACACUUCAAAUCCUGCAAAAUGAAUAUCUCGAAGAAGCAAUUGAGGUGGAGGAUCAAAUUCAAGACAUAGCGGAAAUUGAAGAUGGAGAUGAAAAGGAAGAUGAGUCAGAAAUUGACCCUACACUGCUAACUAGAAGAAGACGUAGCUCAAGAUUCAGAAAACAAGCAAUAAUUGAAGAAGAUAGUCAAUUUGAGCGACCAUCAAUUCUCAAGAAAACUGCUAUGUAUCAGAGUUACAUGGCAUCCCAAGACGAUAUGCUGAAUGUCGAUGAACAGCAAGAAACAGAAGAAAAAGAAGAUGAUGCAGAGCUUAUCAAAGUCCUGGAAAGCAGUUCCCAGUCAGAGAUAUCUGCAUUGCACAGGAUUCAGCAACGGUUGCGACCCAAGUCUUUCAUAGAAAAUCUCGCAGCUAUACACAGGGAGACAAUGGGUAUUCCGAGUCCCCGUGCAUCUUCCAUGACUGCUCUUGCUCAUCUUGGUGCAACGGGUGGUUCAAAUAUCCGAUUAGACUUUUUAAAGGACGAAGCAAAAAUUAAGAACACACUGAAAAAAUCGCCGGCAGAAUCAAAGAGUCCGAAGCUAAGAAGAAAACAGAAAGCCAGAAAUAGGCCUACCUCAUUGUACGAAACAAGCGUGGUUAGACGAAAAUUAUCACAGGGUAAGAAAUCACGUACCCGACCGGCAUCUUUGUACGUGCAGCAUCGAAUACAAGAGGCUAUACCGGAAGCAAUUACAUCACCGGGCGAGGUUGAGAUCUCAGGUAUGCCACUGCAGAAAAGUGCAUCUUUAGGAGAAAAGAUAAUUGGAUCUCUGCAUGACAUUCGCUUCUCAAAGUUGACUGCUGAUGAGGAAGACACGGUCAUAGCGCAGAUUGAAAAGAGCCUUAUAGCUCAAGUUUGUGACGAGAACGACUUGUCGACAGACGAAAUUAAGGCCCUGGAGUCUCUUCUUGAGGAUGUGGUUACAUAUUCGAAAGAAGGAUCAACUGAAGCUAAGCCAAAAGUUUCGAAGCAAUAUAGCUUUACUGACUCUGUAUCAUUGCUUGGUGAUAUGGAGGAUCGAGAGACGGAAGAGGCAGAUGAGAAUGAGGAGAACGUCUUGAUGUCAUUAAAAGACCCAACGCCAUCGUCAUCAACAAAAAGACUUUCGUAUUCUGCCUAUGACAAUGCGUGAAGUAUCCCAUGACUGGCGGAAACAGGUAGCCAGAAAAUGAUUACACUGCUAGUUGCCAGACAACUAGCUCUUGAAUUACCUGCUCUACUGUGGUAUUUUGAUGCUGUGUGUGUUCAACAGUGCCAUGAAAUCUUCCUGGCACUUUGAUUUUCUUCUCAAAUAUUUAGAAAAAAAUUCAUUCCAGUUAAAAAAAUUCAUGAAACUUGAACUUUAGUUAAAAUAGAAUCUAUUAGAAUAGUUGCUAAUGUAAGAAACUCAACGAUUAUAACUUGAGAUUGACAAACUGCUAGCAGCUUUUACGCAAAAGUAGCCCUUUUACAACUUGUUCUGGUAAGGAGGGAAAAUGCUUCGAAAAAUUAAUUUAAUAAAGAUUGCAAUGGCAGAUAGCAGAAACGUAGGACAUUCAUUAUAUACCACCACUAUACCAGUUGUACCAUUGUCCCAUCACAUGUACCAUUUCAACGGUAGGCAACCUUUAUUUGGUAUUGUUAUUUCUGCAUUGCUGUCUUUUGCCCGUUUUAUUAGGCUACUUGAGGCAUAUCGCAUUGUUUUUUUACUCAGGUAGGAGUUUGGUUUUUUCGACAGAGGCGAAUCUUAAUUUUGACAUUGUGUACUGGAAGUUUUUCUCUUUGUAGGAUAGUUUUCAAUUGAUUUUGUCAGUCUAAAAAUACUUAGUCUGCCACAGGAAGCUAAAGGUUACAUUUUAAUAGCAGAAACGUGUCCAACUUUCCACACGAGCUAUACGGCCAUUCAAAGGCUGUACUAAAAGGUAUUUAAUCAUGAACUGACAUCUUAAAAGUAGAUGAAUUUUUAUCCGCAAGAUUUUCUUUUUUUAUGUAGUUUUUAUAUCUGAGCUAGAAUUUUACAUAUACCCCAAAGGGGAAAAAUUUGUAUGAUAUUGUUAGUUUUUCAGACAAGCUUUGCUUUAGAUAGAAAAUUUGAAAAGUAGUAAUUAUAUUCUUACUUCUUUCAAAUUGUAUGGUGUGUCUCCACGUGAAA